UGGUGGACAAGACUUCAGAUUUUCGAUUUCGCGGUGAUGAAAAUUGAGAUUUAGAACAUUUCUAAGGAGCAGAUAUAACUAACAAUAAGCGUUCAAGAUGCAUAGAAGAGAGGGCUCGGUUGUGCGAGUCGUCAUUUUUAUAUCGGUGGCCAUUUGUUUUGUUUAUGGCGUAUAUUUGUAUCACGAUGUCCAAACACGACUGAAAAAGUCUGACGAAAAAUCUGAGAGAUUGCGACAACAACACGAUUCAGUUUCCGCCCAGUUACAAGUUGUUUAUGAACACAAAUCCAGAUUAGAAAAAGCUUUGCAACAGGAGAAAAGUGAUAGUAAAAAAAUGAGAGAUGAUUUAAUAAAAGAUAAAACUACUUUAGAGGAAAAAUGUGCGAAGGAGAAGCAAGAUCUCCUUACACAGUUUAAUACUUUGCAACAGCAGCACAAAAUGUUAAAGGUGCAAUAUGAAGACAUGGAACGAGAGUUACAGAAGUUACAGGCGAAUCUCAAGAAGAAUGCGGACGAUCAUCAAAAAAUCGUUGAACAGAAUAGUAUGGAGUUUUUGCAGCUGAAACAGGAGAAGGAAAAUGAAAUAGCAAAACUUAAAGAUGUCAAUGCAAAUUGUGAUCGGACAAAUAAACAGCUGCAAACUCAACUUGAAAAUGUUGCUGCUAAUUACCAAAAGAGCCAGAAUAAACUUUCCCCAAAGGAAGGCGCCGGUUCAGAGGAUCAAGCGGCAGCAGCCAACAGCAGUGACAAUGCCUAUAAUUUAACAUUAAACGCCAAUGCGACAUCACAACAAUUACAAGACCAACAAGGGCAAGUGGUAAGGUUACAACAACAGAUUCAACAAUCAGCAGGUGCACAACAGCAGAAUGUUGCACAACAGCAGAAUGUUGCACAACAACAGAAUGUUGCCCAACAGCAGAAUGUUGCACAACAACAGGCUGUGGCACAGGAGGGUCAACAACAACAACAACAACAACAACAACAACAACAGAACCUGCAGUAUGAUCCAAACCAGCAGCAUCAGCAACAAGUGGUUCAGCAACCGGCGGACCAGGUGCAAAUGAACCAACAGCAAGGACAACAGGUGGCACCCAUGCAGCCGCAGGGCCAGCAGCAGCAGCAGCAACAAAUGCAACCGCAGGUUCCCGGCGCCGGGGACCAACAAGCACAACAGGUUGCACAGCCACAGCAGCCCCAGGAUGCCAAUCAGCAGCAGGGCCAAGCACCUGAUCAAGGGGCUCAGCAAGUGGUGCAGCCAAACCAAGCAGCAGGAGCCCAGGAAGGCCAAGGAGCGGGAGUAGGCCAGGUUCAGCAGCCAGGACAGAUUGAAAAUGCUGCGCUUAAUCCACCAGUACAAAUGCAACAAGAAACUAAUCUAGAAAAUGACCAAAGUUUAAACCAAUAUAAAGGAGAGGACUUCCAUAAUAUAGACAAUAAUAAACUAGAUGAUAAUAUGCAAAUUAAUCGCCCUCUGCCGGUUGCUGAUGACGAUUCUAGAAAAAUUAUAGCGAAGGUUGAUGGUGGCAAUUACGAGAAUGAGCAUGAGGGCCAGAUGCAGGCGCCCCAUGAUAAUCUACCGGUUCAGGCACAACAGCACGAAAAUCAGGUACCAAUCCCCAUAAAUAAUGAAGAUCGAGAAAUAAAUAUGGAAAAGGCAGUUUAUCAAAAUGAAGAAGGUGAGGAUGAGGGAGACGAUGAUAAAAAUGAAGACGAUAAAGAAGAGGAAAAAGAUGACUACAUCCACUGAUCAACUCACCAGCAGUUGAAAAAUGAUCUCAAAUGGGGAAAAGAGUGCAACAAAAGUCAACCCAACUUUCAUUCUUUACCAGUAAAAGCAGGCCAGGUCAGGUUGGAAACUUGGGAGGCCUGACUGACUUUUGACAACUCCAAGGUUCACUGUUCAGUUAUUGGUAAAAGAAUUGAUGAGAAGUAUUGGUGGAAUACAUUUCUUAGUCAAAUAAGAAGUGCACCACGCGUACCUUUCUGCAGUUUUUCUGUUAAUCUUGAAUUCUUGCUUUGCUAAGGCCAAGCAGUUUGAUGACGUUAACUUACCGGUAGUAUUUUGCAUUGAAAUUCUUCAUCUUGUGUACAUGUAUUGUAUAGUCAUGGUCAUGUAUAAUUUGUUAUACAUGAGCAAACUUAAAAAGAUGUUUUAGAAGUCUAUCAAUUGGAUGCAUUGGAGGAAAUCAAAAUCAAAUCACUGGUUCCAAGGGAAACAACUUUCUGCUGCAAUAACACUGUUCUGAUUAUUUUGAUUUGUGUCUCCAUGAUUUCAUUGGCAUUUCAUUCAUGUGGUUCAUGAAGAUGUGGCAGGCAAGGCCUGGUGCGAUCUCGGUCAUUCUUCUGCUGUUGGGGAUGCUUAAUCAGUUAUUGUAAAAGAAAGUAUUAUGUUGAAUAUUGUUAUAUUUUAUUGGGGAAAUAAUCUUCAUCUCAUUGUAUAUAUAGGUCUGGUAUGGUUUAUGAAAUAAUUAGGGGCCACACUGCCAAAUUGACCUACUCAUCUGCUCACGAUAGAAAUCCAGAUUCAAUCGAAAUCAAGAAUUUGUUUAUUCCUCGUGUGUGCGUGUGUGUGUGUAUGUAUUUGCCGGUCAGUUGUUUGACACACUGUGUAACUUUUCUUCUUCCAACUAUUUUCAUGUUUUGUGGCAAAUCGUUUUGUACAUGCUUAGAACCAUGAUAGUAGUGUCAGAAGUUUUACGAAAUAAAUAAAUAAGGCAUGCAGAUGUGAUGAACUUUCAUUGUCCUCAUUGGGCUACACAAAAAAGUUAAGCCUUUUGCCUUGCUUUUAAAAAUAGCUAGAAUAGUUCAUCACAGGGUAUCCGAUAUAAGCACUGUGGUUUGUAACAGUAUUCCAUGUCAGUGAAAUUUUUAAAGUUUCAACAUGGUGAAUAACUGUUGAUCUACAUAUGAAAUAAUCGAAUAACAUUUUAGUGAUAAUAAAUUCUGUGAGUUCCUAUGUAUAUUUAUGUAACUAAUAAACUAGUUCUUUUAGAUGAUGCUAUGCCUUUUUCUAGUCUUAACGGAAGAUGUCAAGAUGGUUAUAUAUAUGGUUAGUUUGUGAUGGAACCAAGACUUAAUCUUCUAUUGAUAUUGAUAUUUUAAGUGUCAUGAUUGACCUUAAAUAAAAUGAGUGGGCCCUUUGUGUCAACAAAAAUACUCGAAGUGAUAUGUAAGUGACACAUUGUUUUGUUGCGAAUCGAGGUUGUUCACUAAAUCCGCAAAAAUAAAAUCCUCGCAAAUAUUUUGUGGUUAGCAGUGAAAAAAUUUUUCUAUUGACACAAAUGAAGAUAAAGAUGUAUGAAGAAGUAAGAAGAUGAUUUAAGUUGUGUAAGUCAUGGCCUGAAGUCCACCAACACGGUCAACUCAUAUCAUUCACUGGUGAAGAUUUGAUGCUGUCAAAAUGAGUUGUAAAUGCUUUGCAUGGACGAUUAUAUAAAUUUGAAAAAUACUUAAGAAAUAAGACCACUUAAAAUGUUUGUGGCUUUCGUGAAAUUUUCUGCAGAGUUCUUGUUGAUACUACAAACGCAUAUCAUGAAUGCUAUUACCCGCAUGAAUAUGACAACUCUGAAAUUUUUUUGUGUGUCUUUAUCUUCGUGAUUCGCUAACAUUUCUAGAAAAGAAAAUGGGUUGGUGAAAACAAAACUUCUUUUCGUUUAUCAAAUCAAAAAGUGUUUUUUCGUGUUUUUCAUUUUCGAGAAUCGAGGUUGUGUUUAAAAUCUUGAUGUUUUUAUACACUGUAGUUGAAACACUUAGCCUUUUGUAAUCAUGUUAAAUCAUACCAGCUGUCCUUAAAACUGUACAGAUAAUGAUGUAAAUAAAACCAUUCCAAGA
Lineus longissimus is the source of this 3831-nucleotide messenger RNA. RefSeq lists its product as uncharacterized. Gene Ontology annotation, cellular component: Golgi apparatus; Golgi membrane. Lineage: Eukaryota; Metazoa; Nemertea; Pilidiophora; Heteronemertea; Lineidae. The transcript has 13 exons. The record is from RefSeq and is a predicted model, not a curated record. Bases 98 to 1747 code for a protein of 549 amino acids.